Molecule: messenger RNA, 9421 nt
Organism: Cinara cedri
Lineage: Eukaryota; Metazoa; Arthropoda; Insecta; Hemiptera; Aphididae
Source: the annotation of a GenBank genome assembly
CGUCGGUGGUCCGCCACCGGCCCCCGUCGGCCAUCCGGAACACGUUCCCACCCGUACAGUGUUGCGCGAUAGCAUCACCAAUUCAUUUGUACGGCUACUCAACUCAAGUUCGGUCUUCGGUGUUCUAGUACUUUACGCGUGCCAAUCAACAGCCUUGCACCGCCUCUCCGCCCCUUAGCCGCUCGCCAACCAAGUUGGUGGUCGACGGUCGUUACUUGUUACCACGAAUUCGUGCUCGUUACCGACUGUGUUCGAGAUACCAAUGUGCAAAUUAUAUAACCAUCGAUCAUAAUUUAUUGUAGUUUUAAGUAUAAUAAUAUAUAUACAAAUUUUGUUUUUUGUUUGCCGCCAGUUGUCAAUAAUCGACGGCCCGCUGGAUUUCCAGGUAACGUAACGCAUUCUUCUGUGGUCGCGUUGAUCGUCCGGGCCUCCAUGCUACCGCGCUCGCUUGUUGGCCCGGGGGAAGUAGCGCGACGCGCAAACAAUGACCGUACGUUGGAAUAUUAUGAACUUCGAAACUUCUAAGUAUAAAUUUUCAUUGCUGUCUCUUUUCUCCGCUGCAUCUAUCUGUCGAAUGUAGUUUUGUUAUUUUACCGCUGGAUAUUUUUUGUUUUAGGCGCGAGAUUUUUGCACCCGCCGAUCACAAAUAUUGUACCGGCCAGUGCCUAGCGAUUGGCUUUGUCCCCUUCUCUCUCCCGCACCCCUUCAAUAUAAUAUGUUUCCCUAUCUCUCUAUUUCCGAAAUGAUAACAAAAAUACAAGCCUUUGUUCGUCUCAACGACACUAUGAAAAGGAUUAGUCCAUUUUCUCAUGCAAAAUCGUAGGUAAUAGAUUUUUUUUUACAAAUCUGAAUAAUUUCGUAUUUUUGGCAUCCAGACUGAGCCUUUGACUGUAAAUUUCUAUUGUAUCUAGUUGCUCGUCCAUUCUGAUUAAUCAAGUUUUUUGUUGGUAGGUAGGUAUUCCACCUGAUUAGAAGUUCAGUGUGCAAGUAGUAUCUGUAUAACUGUUCUAGUAUUAAAAUUAUUUUAUUUUGAUAUUUGUUGUAGUAAACAUUAUUUGUGAUUGAUUUAUCAAUUUUUAUUAUUUUAUUAAAUCUAAAGUUUAGUAAGUAGAUACUACCAGUAUUAGUAUUUUUCAGUAUUUAGUUUUUCUUUUUUUAGCUGACUAAAACUAAUGUUACUAUUAUUUCUUCUUAUUGAUUGUUAAUCAUACCUUUUAUAUCUAACUAUAUUUGAUACCUAUUUAAGUCGUGUGUAUUGAAAUUUGUAAGUAGAAGUUUUCGUUGAUAAUAAUUUAAAUGAUAUUCAAAUAAUUUAUUUGUAUGCAUCAUUAUUUUAUUAUUGUGAAUAAAACUUCUUAGUAGUAUCUAGAUAAAAAAAAUAGUAUAAUGAUACAGUAAUUAAAUUCAAAACAAAAAAUAUUAAUGGUUACCUGAUUAGAUUACCUACCUAAUUUAAAAAAAAAUCUUAUAUAGGCAUUUAUGGUUACUUUUCAUUUAAUAAUAUAAUAUUAUAAACACUUUUUUGAAAAUAAACUGACUGUACACAUUGUGAGUGAUUUUCGACACAGUUUACAUUAGACUAUAUGUUUUUCAGUACAUUAAAUAAAAAAAAAAAUGUAUAAAAUUAAAAUAGUUUUUUUAUUGGAUUAUUGUUUGAUACUUUUUUCAAAUCAGUACCUACCUAUAUAAUUUGUUUACAUUCUAUUUAAAAAUUAUGAUUGAGUUAAUGACUAAAAUCAGAUUUUAGUAUAAUCUAUUAAAAUUUUUUUCUAUACCGGGUGAUACAUAUAGGGGGGUACACUCAUUAUCUCUGAAAAUAUUAACCAUUUUAGAAAUUUAUUUUCUAUAACUUAAGAAAAAAGUAGAUCUACAAUUUUAUAUUUAUGUUAUUUUUUGAGGUCCCCCCUACCUACUUUCAAUUUUUAAAUGGCAACCUAUAUUAUUAAAAAUUCUAUGAAUAGAUGAAGUGUUAGUUAAAAUAAAUUUGAGUGUUGAAAUUUUUAUUCCUGUUUAGCCAUUGGCGAGAUUUUCCAUUUUUAAUUUUAGGCUAAAGUAGAGUAGUGGUGUAUUAUUAAAACUACAAACACUACUCAAAUGAUACUCCACUACUCUCCUCCAAUACAAACUUAAAAUGGGAAUAUCUCGUCAAAGUAUUGAUGGAAAUCAAAAAUGUCAAUACUAAUAUUUAUUUCAACUAAUACUUCAUCAAUUUGUGGACUUUUUAAUUAGGUUGCCAUAUGAAAAUCAAAAACAGGUAAUGGUUUUACCCCCAAAAAUAAGAGUGGUAAAAAAUAACAUAAAUGUAAAAUCAUAAAGCUGCUUGUUUCUUAAAUUUUCUAUAAAACAAAUUCUGAAAAAGUUAAUACUUUCCGAGAUAAUGAGUGUAUCCAUGUAAAUGGAUCAGCUGGUAUACAUAUAGUAAUAAUAAAUAUAAUUUUUAUCAGCAACAAGUAAAAAUAGUUAAAUAUUUUAAAUUGUAAUAAUUGUUUGUUAAAUUUGAUUGAGUAAAAUUGACUGAAAUUCAAUUAAUUUCUAAUAAAGUUUAGUCUUGUUUUUAACAAUUUUAUCUAGUUUAUAACAUUUGUAUUAGUGGGUAUGCAAUACCUAAGUAUAUUAAAUAUAAUUUAUGUUUAUUACUUUUUUAGAAAAUAUAUAUCUAUUGAUUAGAGAACUGUUUACACUGUUCAUAUAAAAAAAAAAAUUAAUUGGCUUGGAAAUAAAUAAAAUAAAACAAUAGGUAUUGAAAUUUUUAGUUUUUAUUCCUUUUUUAUAUAGCAAUAUUCAAUUCUCUUUGUUAUUUUACAAUCUGAUACAGAAUAUCUGUAUAAUUUUUAAUAAACCAUAUUACAUAUAGAAAGGAUGUUAAAUUUUAUAAGCAUUUAAAACUCACGAGAAUCGAAGCGGUAUUCUAAAUUUUGUAAGGUAGAGGUAUAUAAUUGUUUAUACCAUAUACCAAAUAUUUUACCUAUUUAAAAUAUAUAUUGCUUACCUAUAUUAUAUCUGGAAAAUCAGUUAUAAUUUAACUCAAUUAUUUUAAUUUUGCCUAUUAUAAUAUUAGAUACCCGAUUAAUAAAUCUCCAUACUAGGGAAAAUAAAAUAAUUUAAUGUUGUGCAUGUGCAUUUGAAUUUUAAUAUUUGAAAUAGUAUGUUUAAUUCUUUAAUAUUUGGUUCUUUACGAUUGAAAAACCAAUGCAACAAAUAUUAUUGUUUAAUAAUUAUCUUUAUUAAUUAUAAUUAAAUUGUUAAUUUUUGUUUAUUUAUUAUAUGUUAUAGGUAUAUUUCCUUAUCCAGAUAUAUGUACAUCAAAUAAUAGUAUUUUAAAAAACAACAUCAAUCAAAUAUUUAUAAAAUGGUAUCCACUAGACAACAAUGCAGUAGUAGUAGUUCAGGUUCUACGACCAAAGCAGUUGUCAUAACAAAACCUGAGAAAUGUAUAAGUGUAGUUAGUUUAGGCCAGUCUAGUUCCAUUCAAUUAAGUCAAGUUAAUCUACUAGACAUUCCAUAUGAAAUAAUUGAGAAAAUUUUUUCAUAUACUAAUUUCAAACACAUAUCUCAAUUAAGAGCGGUAUAUUAAUUAAAUAUAUGCAACUUUGACUAUUUUACUAUUUAUGUUUUUUAAAAUAUAUUUGCAGGUUUCUCGACAAUUUAACGUCAUAUGUAGCACUAUAUUAAAUUCUACUUUUCAACGUUUACAAAACCAAAUGUUACAUCGUUUUCAAAUUAUUAAAACAAAAAUGCCUCGAAGAGAAUCGGCUAGGCGUCAACAUCCACUUGCAUGUGAAUCUGAUAUUGUUGAAACACUUCAUAUGAGAUUAUUAUUAUUACGUAUGGCAUUUGGUAAACAUAUUGAAAGGAAACAUAUAUGUUUCUUUGCUGGAGAGGUAAUUUUAUGUUUAUUUUUUUCAACACUGAAGGGUAAUUCAUUAUUAGACAAUUUUAAAUUGUAUUACUAAAAUAUAUUAAUAUAUUUAUACUUAGCUUAUUUAUUUAUUAAAUUAGCUUAAUUUUAUUUCAGAUUUUAGAUGAAGUGUAUAAAAUACUGCAUUAUAUUAAAGUUACUACAAAAUUGGCAAGGCCAUAUAAAGUGACAGAUGAACUAUUUGAUUUGUCUACUAUGGCUAUGGAAUAUUUUAGAGAAAAAAUUGAACCAACUCUUCCUGAAAUUAGACUAUUUGCAAAUGAUUAUCAUGAAUUUCCAUCACCUUUAGGUGGGUAUACAGGGUGAUCCACUGAUCAUGGACCAGCAAUUUUCUCUCAAUUUUGAGGUGAUAAAUUGAGAAUCCUCACCUAUUCCUCCAGUCUCAAAUUAAAACUUUUAUAACCCAACGGUAAAUUGAAUAUUAAAGUAAUUCAUAUUAACAUUUUAAGAAAAAUAUCUAUUUAAAUCUGUAUUUAAAGGGAUGAGAGGGGUUGUUAUUUAAAAAUUUAAAUUAUAUAUUCAUUUCAGGUAUUAGGAGUAUGGUUGAAAAGUUGAAAUUAGUUUUAAAAUAAAGUUUAAACAAUUCCAUAAUGAUUGAAAAAAGCAGAUAUUUAAUUCAUUUAAAACCCUCUGAGAAAAUUCUGGUUCAUGUAGUGAAUCACCCUUUACAUUAGAUUUUUAUGUAUAAAAUGAGUAUCACUUAAAUAUGUUGUGGUUUAAAAUAUUAAUUUAUAUUUUAUUUUUAUUUAUUUUAUAUUAUAUUUUAAUACAUCUGUAGGUCCAGCCAAUACUAGAACUAUUACAAGCAUGUGUUUAAGAAAACGUAGUUUAAUGAUUCGUGAAGGUUCUGUUUCAAGUUUAGAAGGUAAAAGAGCUUCAUCUGAAAGUCCACAAUGUAGUUCUAUGUUGCGAAAAAGUGUUGGUAAAAUUAAACAAGGAAUAAAAACGUAAGUUAAUUAAAAGUUUUGUUACAUACAAGUUGUACAUUUUAAUAAUUGCAUUAUUUGCACUUUUAAUUGAUAAUAAUUAUACUAUAUAUUUUCAAUCAGGUCCCAAAGUUGUCAUUUGGAACGAGAUUUUGUAGAUCUACGAAAACAACUACGAAAGUAUGUGCAUUCAAAUCUGAUAAUAGUUACAAUAUUAGUUUUUUUUUUAAAUAUUAAAAGUAACAUUAAGUUAUUACAGGAAAUCAAUAUCUAGUAUAGUAUAGCUUUUAGAAUUGAAAAAAAUAUAUAUUAUAGCGUAUAAAUGUUAAGAGUCAAUAGGUAUUGACAAAAAAUAUAUUAAUUACAGUAUUUAUAAUCUUUAGUUAUCUAUUAUAUAAAAUGUAGUUUUUACUUUUCCAAAAACAAAUAAAACAAAAAUGCAUUAUUUUAAUAUUAAUUUUUCUUAAUUAGCAUCAAAUUUAGCAUUUCAAUAAUCUAUAAUAAUCAAUUAAUAAAUAAAACUCAAAAUAAUAUGUUAGUAUACAUAAUAUUUAUAAUAUAGUAUACAGUAGAAGGUCGAUUAUCUAGACUAAUAAUUAUCAAGGGUAAUCCGGAUAAGAAAAUCUCUGGAUGAUUGACAUAUAUAUGUAUGUAUACACGAUAAUUGUAAGGAAUCAUUUUUACUUAUACAUAUACAUAUUUAUGUUAUGUAAUAAAACAGCGGAUAUCUAAUCUACAAUUUGGAAAUAUGAUUAUGAUUUACGAGUUAUCAAAAGACCAAAUAUUUUUUUUGUCAUCUGAUUUUAGUUCGGAUAUUUGGAUGUCUGGUUGAUUGACAAUUGGAUAAUCAUUGUAUAAUUAUUCCUGUGGGAGAGGAUUAGAUACUCCUGCGGUAAUUAUAUCUGUUGUAGGAGGCGACAAAUACAAUACAUUUGUUAGAGUUAACCGGUUUGUGAUAUUGGUUGGUUAAAUUUAAUUCUGAUUUAUGUCUAAACUGUACCUUUCCCUUUUUUAUGGUGUUUUUCUUUGUAUUUAUUAUUUAAAAUAAGGUCCAUUGUUAUACAUUUAUUAUUCUUUGUUGUUUCCACACCAGUUAAGUGUUUAAGGGAAAUCUAAACUGGUUUACUCUAAAAAUUUCAUGAUAGGGUUGAUGUGUCAGUGCUUAAGCCAAUUUUCAAAACAUAAAAUUUGUUUUCAAAAAUUGAAAAAAAAACACCUUCCUUCAACUUUUAGAUUGCUUGAAAAAAUAAAGAUUUAGCGAAAAAAUUUAAAUUAUAAAUUAUAAAAAAUAUACUUUUAUCUUAAAAAAAUGCCCCAAUAAAAAUUCUAUUUAACUCAUUAUUUCAUAUAAAUAGUAAAAUAAAAAAUAUGAGAUUAUGAUAACAAAUUUUAUUUUUUUAAAAUUUGGAAAGAUUAAAUAUUGUUCUGAAAUUGAACCUAUUUCACUGUAUUUUGUUUAUAAAUUAAAGAUAAAAUUAUCAAAAAUAAUUGAAAAAAAAAACAAUACCCUUAUGCCAUAAUUCCUUCCUAUUUUGGUACAGGAAGGGAUUAUUUAUUGAUUCCAUAUUUUCACUAAAUUAAUUUUUCAUAUUUUUUUUAUAAAAACGGGGGAGAGGUAACUCAUAUUGAAUUUAUUAAUUUAUAGACCACCCAUUAUAUAUAUAUAUAUAAAUUAUUUAAAAGAAAAAUAGAUUUUAUUCAUUAUUAUUUAUUAUUUUUAAUUUAAAUUUGUUAAAAUGUUUUCCAGGACUUCAACUCAAGUAGGGAAUUUACAACGAGAGUUAAAACAAUGUAAAACUCAAAUGGCUGAUCAACAUAAAACAUUAGUUGAAUAUUCAAAUAGAAUGGAUGAAUAUGAUAAGAAAAAUGAAGAGACGAAUCGAAAAUUUAGUACAUUGUUACAAGUUAGUAUUGAAUUGAAUGUUAAUUUAUGAUGGACUUACUAACCUAGUUAAACAUAUGUUAACAAUCUAGUUAAUUAAAUAAGUUGGUUAAAAAUGCAACAAAAAAGUCACUUAUUUUUUUUUUUUUUGGAGCAAUAUUUCUAAUAGAAAACAUAAUGAUGCGUACAAAUUAAAAUUAAUGUAAUUGAUAACACUGUGAUGAACCAUAUGUAUGUCUGUUUUUCAAAUUAUUUUGAAAACCUCUUGAAAAAAAAACCUCUUAUUCUCUGAUUAGAUUAAAAAUGUACAAAAUAGGUCUCUUGUUAAUUUUAUGAAAGUUCACACUCAUCAUAUUACAUACAUAGUUUUAUGAUUGUGUGUGUAAUUUACUUAAUAAUUGAGCAAACACAUUGAAAGAAUGGAGGAGUUAACUGAUUAAUGGUUUCAUUCCAUUCAAUUUUUUUUUUUUUUUUUAUGUAAUUCAGUUGAAAAUAUUUGUAAAAACUUGAAAUGUUAUAGAAAAAUAUUUUUUUUUUAGAAUAAUUUGAUAAGUUUUUAGUUAUUUAUAGGGAUUUUAAGUAAACGAGUUUUUGUUGAGAACAUUUUUUUUAUAAUGGUUCUAAGAUUAAAUUUUACGACCAUAUAAAUUAUCUAUGUAUAAACAAACUUGGCUCAAAAUUGUUUUUCAUAGGCAGUAGUCUAUUGCUUAAAGAUAGAAAUUUAAUAACUUUAUGUAUCCUACCUUCCCAACUUCCUAUUAUAUCAGUGGUGUAACUACAUUAAUAGUAUCAGCUCUUUUUUUUUUAUUAUUAAUUAUAAUUACUAAUAUUAUUAUUUAAUAUAAACAAAAUUUACUUCUUUUAUAGGAGCUUAAUAAAUGUAAGACAGAAAUUCAAUAUCUACAAUCAGCAUCAUCUUCAUCAGCAAUUUCUGUUUGUUCUUCUUGUACUACGGCAAGUGAUCAGUCUUUAGCGAUGGGGCCACCUGCUUUAAAUUCUAUCACCAAUCCUGUACAGACUCGAUUACAUAGUCAAGUAGAUCAAAUUCCACUAGAAAUUAAAGAAGACUCAGUUGAUCAGAAUGAACUGUUGGCAUCUGAGGAAGUUAAAAGUUCUGAUGAUCAGGAACCAUCCACAAGUACUGGAGUAAAACGUAAAUUAGAAUUGGCUAUUCCCAAAACUGCAAAACGUGUUAGGGCUGUAGCCAAAAAAGUACGCAGCAUUAACAUUAACUAGACAAUAAAUAAUUGAUAAUAAAAAUAAUUUUUAAUCGAAACUAAUCUACCUCUCACAUUAAAAUAGACAUAAACACAAUUUCAGAUACAAAUCAAUAUUUAGUUAAUAUUUUAUGAGUCUGUAAUUAUUCUUUUCUUAUACAAAUAUUAUAAUUUACUUUUAAACAUAAUAAUUAAUAUUUUAAUUUGGUACCUUGUUGCAUAACAUAAAUAAAUGUACAUAAAUAUAUUUGAUAAUUAUUGAUUUGGACAAUUUUGAAUUUUAACACUGAAGUACUCCUAUCAAAAAUUAUUAUAUAGUUCUACAUUGUGCGCGUGAUUAAGAAAGUUUCGAGCAACAUAUUUUAUUAUCACAAUUUUUAUUUAAUUAAACAAAAAAAAAAAUUAAUUUAUAUUUUUUGCUUAGUCGUAGACCAUAGUGUACAUUUAAAUUUAAAUUUUCGAGACAUAACUUGUAUUUUAAAAAAUUUUAUUGUUUAAAUAUUUAUAUGUUAUAUUCUCUAUAUUAUGUGUCUAGAGUUACAUUGAUAAUACUACAAGUACCUUAUACAUUUCAUAAUUUUAGUGAAUAUUCAUAAAAUGUAACUAAUUCUAAUGAAUAAUAAUAUGUUCGAUUCAUUUUUAUCAAUUUUAGACAAAAUUUAUAUAUAUAUAUUAAAGAAUAUGCGACCAAAUCGGAAAACUAUUUAUUGAUACGUUUGUUAAUAUACAUCGAUAAAACAAAUGGUCAUGCAUUAUUUAAUAAAUAUGGCAAUAAAAUAUAUUGUGAAAUUGCCAUCUAGGUAAUUAUGAUAAUAUGUAAUGUUUAUACCAAUAAGUUUAAAGACUGUAAGUUUUUUAUUAUUUAAAAGUACCUUAUAACGUCUACGUGUUAGUUUCUUAGUUGUUUAAUUUAUUAUUUAAUGAAGUAAUGACCAUUCUAAGACUAGCCUUCAACUAUUUGUACCUCCAUUUAUCUCUAUCUUUUGCUGUUCUCCAUUAUAUCCAGUUUCCAUUAUGUUUGCAUCCUUUACCAUACAAUCUUCCUAUCUUAGGUGAUGUCUUCCUGACUGUCUAAAUUCUAGUUGAUUACUAUUUUAAUUAUCAACUUCUAUUUCUCCUAUGCACGUCUUACAUAUUUCAUCCUUUUUGAAUUUCCAUAGUUAAACUAGGAUGUUGAAAUAGAGUAAUUGUAUUAUUUGCUCCACUAACUAGUUUAGUUUAAACAUCUUUCUUUGCAUAUUUUUAAAUAUUUUCAUCUCAAAUACUUCCAACCUUUUUUCUGGCUUCUUAACCAGCCAUGUUUGUGAAUCGUAAAUCACCAUUAGGUGUUCUUAGAUUAAAGUAUAUAUGGACGUAAAUUGGUGGUAUAUUUGGAAAUAUUAUAAUUAAUUUAUAUUUUGUUUUUUUAAGAGAAGGCAAUUAAAAUUAAUCAUUAUUCUUUACUUACCUUCUAUUCAUAAUUUACAUUAUAGUAAAC